This is a messenger RNA of Dentiscutata heterogama, 416 nucleotides long. NCBI's taxonomy places the organism in Eukaryota, Fungi, Glomeromycota, Glomeromycetes, Diversisporales, Gigasporaceae. The record is from the annotation of a GenBank genome assembly.
UUGCCACAGUGAAAUUAAUUCUAGGCAUCGUGGAAUUAAUUCUGGGCGUCGUGGAAUUAAUUCUGGGCAUCGUGGAAUUAAUUCUGGGUGUCGUGGAAUUAAUUCUAGGCAUUGUGGAAUUAAUUCUGGGCGUCGUGGAAUUAAUUCUGGGCGUUGUGGAAUUUGUGGUUGCCGCAGUAGAAUUAAUUCUGGGCGUUGUGGAAUUAAUUCUGGGUGUUGUGAAAUUAAUUCUGAGUGUUAUGGAAUUAAUUCUGGGCGUCGUGGAAUUAAUUCUGGGCAUUGUGGAAUUAAUUCUAGGCGUUGUGGAAUUUGUGGUUGCCGCAGUAGAAUUAAUUCUGGGCGUUGUGGAAUUAAUUCUGGCCGUCGUGAAAUUAAUUCUGGGCAUCGUGGAAUUAAUUUUGGGCAUCAUGGAAUUU